Knipowitschia caucasica is the source of this 384-nucleotide messenger RNA. Lineage: Eukaryota; Metazoa; Chordata; Actinopteri; Gobiiformes; Gobiidae. The record is from the annotation of a GenBank genome assembly.
AUGUCGCUCGCCCCCGGACCCCUGCUACGUACGAAGAACUGGCUCCCGGCGGAGGUGCAGUGCUUCCCCCCCCCCCGGGGGGGGGGGGACUCCUUUCGUUUUAAUACGCAGGGCAUUUCGGGAAAGACGUGCUGCAGUGUCUCUGCCCCGGUUGCGGUAUACACGCGGCUCCUCGCGCUCGUUACUUGCAGUCGUAUACGGUCAGAGGGCCAGAGGACUUUUUUAGCGCACGCGGGACACUUGACCACCAACGUAUGCGACGCGUCUGACCCCAAAGACGAGACCACCGUCUGCCCCUUGAUCCUCAUCGGACCAUCAAACAACCCGCACAACCUGAGCUUGCUGGCCGCUCGGUUAGGACCGUUCGUGUCAGGCGCCGAAUAA